CCGGCGCCGCGGAAGGGUUGGCAGGCCUGGGCGGGGCGCGAGCGAGGGCCAGCCUGGAUGACGAUGUAAACAAACUCGGUUGGUGGAGACUCGAGGCUUCCCCCCUGCAUGAUUCAGCACCUUCUCUAAGCUCCCCUGGACGCCAUAUUUCUCGCGUAGUUCCUUAACCGCACGCACGCACCCGAGACUAGCAUGGAGAGCAGACCAACCAAGACUUUGAUUCAGCAUUGAUCUGUUAAUACAAACCCACUCAAGUUUUGUACUUCCAACCUGCCAGCCCAGAACAUCACAGUAAUGAAUGUCCAAGCCGGUCCAGCUCUACAUGGUUCUGACAAAGAAGAUUUCUGGCCCCCGCUGUCACCAACCCCAUUUGACAUUAGUGACGAUGAACUGGUCUGCGCUAGUGUCAGGGACCUCAAUCGGCAGCUAAAGCUCCGGGGGCUCUGCAGAGAGGAUAUAAUGAAGGUGAAACAACGAAGAAGAACAUUAAAAAAUAGAGGCUAUGCAGCAAGCUGUCGAAUCAAGAGAAUAGAGCAGAUUGAUGAAUUGGAGUCUGAGCGAACAACAGAACAAGUUGACAUUGAGAAACUUAUUAAUGAAAACCACAAUAUGCGAACUGAGAUUGAUCGGUUGUUCCAGAAUUAUGAAGCCCUUAAAAAAUUUGCUGACCAGAAGAAUAUACCCCUUCCUCCAGAUUUGGAGACCCUAUGAUCUUCAGUGAAAUGCAAGUGUUUUCAUAGUCAUUCUUUGUGCAUUAUUGAUGUAAUGCAAAAGUCCAUGUUGCCUUUACUAAUGAAGUUCAAAUUCAGGAUUAAUAUAAGUCAUGGUUAAUACCAUGUUAAGACAGUAGUAAAACUGAUCGAACUUGAAAGACACGAGAUCUAAUAUUUUAGAAUUCUGUAAAAUGCAUUAAAUUCUUAGACUAUUUUUCCUGCUGUAGAAAAGGUAUUGUUUCAUUGGAUACAUUUGAUUAUUGUGCAUGUCCAUGCAACUACUUCCACUGUACCUUAACUCAAUCUGCUAGUGCAUAUUUUGUAGAAGACCUCAGAAGUGUGGCUUUUCAAUUGACAUUAUCAUGGUCUCAUAUUUGUGAUAGGCUCUUGUGUGAUAGAUUAUUAUUAUUAUUAUUAUUUUAUUUUUAUUCUUUUGUAGUGUUAAGGCAUCUCCCAAAAAUCAUCCCUUUUCAUGUAUGUGCAACUCUUUCUUUUAAGGCCUACCAUUAUUAUUUUUAUGUUGUUAGCACUGAUGUAUGAAAUUACUAAAUUACUCAUAUAUUACACUUAUUCUAUUAAUGUAGAUUGUUUCUUGUAAGCAUUGCCAUGCACUGAAACACUAAACAACCUAUUCCAUGUUAGUCCAGGCAUCACAUUAGCCAAGGCCUUACAAAUGGACGAAACUACUUUAGAGUUGCAUGUGUCCUUGUCAUAUGGUUUGCACUUGGGUUAAGAUGAUCUUGGUGUUAAGACACCUCCUCUGUUAAAAGCCCCAGUUUACAGGGGCUUACUCUUAUUUUGUUGCAUUUUAUAUAUAAAGUCUUGCACCUGUGAUAAGUCUCAGCCCAAAUAUUCUCUAGACUCAUAGUGUUUUCAGUUGAUUUUUGUGUGUUGCCUUUUUUUGUGCACUAAUCCUAAUGUUUAGGGUAAAUCUCAUUGUAGGAUAUUUAAUGUGUUUAUUCUUGUAUUACUUUCAAAACCUUUGUUUAGAUUUUUUUUUUUUUUUUUUUAGUAUCUUGGUAAAUGGCUUGCCUGUAGGCUCACCAGUGCAGUAGGUACUUAAUAAGACCAGUGACAAUAAGAUGAAAAUAAAAAGGAUAAUGAAAUGAAUGAUACUACAUCUAUGUUUUAUUUUCCAAACAUCUAUUAUUAUUUACUUUAUCAAUUAAGGUAAGAGAGUGAAAAGGUACAAAAAUAGAUUAAUGUUUAUGAAAUAUAAGAUUUUCUUGCACUAGUCAGCUAUUGUAGGGGAUCUCUAUUUCUAUUUAUUUUUCCUUUUUUUAACCCAUUGAUGCAGGGUAAAUGCACAAUAUACUGUUGUUUUGUUUUAUAACUUUCCUGAACACAUUUUUAGUUUUUUAGGAGUCAAAUUCUAGACAUUCCUGAUUUUGCCUGUUUAUCCCAUUUAAAUUUUCUUGUAAAAUCACUAUGAAUAUUAUAAUAAUUAUUAUAAUGUUAUUAACACUGAUAAUGAAGAAAAAAAACUUUUCCAUAAAUUUAUGGAAUGGGAUAAAUAGUAAUUGAGUACUUGAUAAAGUCUAUAAAAAAAAAUCCUCAGUGGACAAAACAUGCACUCCUGGCUAAACCAAUGUGCUGGGAGGGCAAGGCAUGCAUGUCAUGUUCACUGUGAAUUGUUUAUUAAUUUUGUGGAUGCAUAAAUUACUCCACAAAUACUUAAUCACCAAGGAUCCAUUAGUAAUCCUGUCUCUCAUUUACCCUUUGAUUUUUGGAGAGAUAAUUUUUUGAAUUAUUUUAUAGGUAAUAGUAUUGUUAUUAACACUGUAAUAAUCAUAAUGCCAAUGAUGAUAAUAACAGUAAUUAUAUUGUUUGCAUAAAAGAAUCCCAAAAUUAAAGGAAUGGGGAAAUCAGGGGAGGUCAUGUAGGGCCUGCUAAUUGACUCCUUGGUGACUGAGCAAUUGUGGAGCCAUCUGUGUGCCCCAAAAUUCACAAGAAAACUACAGCAGACAGGACAUGUACCCUGUGCCAAAGGAUUAAGCUAACGGUUAGGAUAAUAGAU
Messenger RNA from Penaeus chinensis, 2730 nucleotides. Its product is annotated as transcription factor MafK-like. NCBI's taxonomy places the organism in Eukaryota, Metazoa, Arthropoda, Malacostraca, Decapoda, Penaeidae. Gene Ontology annotation, biological process: regulation of transcription by RNA polymerase II. The transcript is spliced from 5 exons. The record is from RefSeq and is a predicted model, not a curated record. Gene Ontology annotation, cellular component: nucleus. Bases 295 to 711 code for a protein of 138 amino acids. Gene Ontology annotation, molecular function: RNA polymerase II cis-regulatory region sequence-specific DNA binding; DNA-binding transcription factor activity, RNA polymerase II-specific.